Molecule: messenger RNA, 13579 nt
Organism: Mercenaria mercenaria
Lineage: Eukaryota; Metazoa; Mollusca; Bivalvia; Venerida; Veneridae
Product: transcription factor Sp4-like
Exons: 7
Coding region: 129-2495 (788 amino acids)
Biological process (GO): regulation of transcription by RNA polymerase II
Molecular function (GO): DNA-binding transcription factor activity, RNA polymerase II-specific; RNA polymerase II cis-regulatory region sequence-specific DNA binding
Source: RefSeq, a predicted model, not a curated record
AGGUCAACAAGAAAGAAACAAAAAUGGUGGAUCACUAAUUUAAAUAUUUAGCAAAAUUUUGGCAAAAAUAUCAAACAGGAUCAUUAAAAUCAAAAGAACAUUUAUUAAAGGAUAAAAUUUGAACAGAUAUGCCUAACGAAUCAGCUGGACAGGAUGUUCAGCAAAGUCCUUUGGCACUAUUAGCUCAGACAUGCAGUAAAAUUGGAAAUGAGGACGGUACCGGCCAGCAGAACGUACAAGGUGUCAGAGUUCAAGUUGCGGGUCAGGCAGGCGAAGUUAUCGCCCCUGGGUGGGUGCAGCUCCCGACAAUGGUAGACCCAUCAAAACAGAAUCAAAUGCAGGGUGCAAUUUCGCUUGCCGGUGGACAGAUUCUGCAGCAGGCGCAAGGUGGACUUCAGAUUGUUGCCCAGCAAGGUCCUAAUGGUACAAUUACUUACAAUGCUGUCCCACAGUUCCAGACAGUGAGCAUGGAUGGACAGGCAGGUCAGGAUGUAACAAAUGUGCAAGCUCAAGCCAGCUUGGCACAGCAGCAGCAGCAACAACAACAACAAGCAUUUCAGACAAUACCCAUCAUGACACCUUCUGGACAGAUAAUACGAGCACAGGUGCCAACUGCAUCUGCCAUGCCCGCUAACAUGGCCUUUGCAAAUAUGGGGGGAGGAGGUAUGGUUAAUUUUGGAGGAAAUGUUCUCAAUCUGAGUAACCUUGGAAACGUGCAGGCAAUUGGUGCAGUAAGACCUGGUGGAAUAAUUCAGCCAAUACAAUUGCAGUCGAAUACCAUCCCACAAAUCCAACAGUUUCCAAACUUUGUACAAGUUCCUGUUUCAGCCAAUGGACAAACAGCAUUCAUGCCAGUUCAAAUGCAACCAUUCCAGCAGAUCCAAGAUUUGACACAGGCUACUGGUAAUGCAGGUUCCGCACAGACAGCUACAACUGCUAGUGUACAGCAGACGACACAGAUGCCACAGCUAGUGGAGGUAAUUAGUCAGAACACAUCAAAAGCACAAUCUUUGAUGAAGUCUGAGGCAUCUAAAACUUCAGUAGCAGCUGUAGGCUCCUCACCAGCUGCAAGUUCAGGCACAGCUUCAAUGUCAAUGUCGCAAUUACAAAAUAUGUCAAUGCAGGGGCAGACAAUCGCUGCAGCUGCUGCAGCAGCAAACAUUAUCCCACAGAUGCAGUUGAUUCCGGUUGGCAAUGGUAGCUACAUGCAAGCGGCAGUUUUUCCAUCACAGACCAGUAUAAGUAAUGGACAAAACAUAUUUACGGUUGCUUCAGUGACUCAGAAUUCCAAUACAGUAACAACAACCACAAAUGCAACAACAACUAUUUCGUCACCGCAACAGACAAAUUUGUCCAAUAUUUUAAAUCCACAAAUGAUUCAAGGACUUUCUGGACAAAAUUUUGGUAACAUCCAGAUUGCCAACCAAGGACAAGUAGUUGCGGCACCAAAUCAAAUAAUAAAUUUAGGUAAUGUGAAAAACGGACAGUUUCCAAUACAAGUUCAAAAUAUGCAAGGAAUCCAAUCUGUUCAAAACAUUCAAGGUUUUCAAAAUCUUCAAGGAAUUCAAAUGAUUAAUGGACAACCCAUUCAGGGGCAGAUAAUUGGAACUCCGAUAUCGGGUCUCCAAGGUUUAGGCACCCUGGCGUUAAACGCACAAGGUAAUUUUACUGCGGUUGGACCUGUCGGAACACAAGGAAGUCCCCAACAGCUUGCUUCAAUAAAUGUGCUAGGUCAGCAAGGUAUUCAAGGUGUUCAACAACUACAAAAUAUAGCUGGUACACAAAUUAUUACAGCACAAGGUCAGCAGAUCCCAAUUCAGCAGGACCCUAGUGACCCCUCCAAGUGGCAGGUUGUUGCUACAGCUACAUCACAGACAGCCACGCCUCUCAACAUUCCAAACCUUAUGUCUCCGCUAUCUCAAGGAUCCUCACCGGACACUCCGACAUCGGGUAAACGGCUGAGACGAGUUGCUUGUACAUGUCCGAAUUGUCAAAAUAAUGAGAACAAAGACAAUAAAAAGAAAGUACACAUUUGUCACAUGGAAGGCUGCCAGAAAGUCUAUGGUAAAACGUCACAUUUACGAGCACAUCUCAGGUGGCAUACAGGGGAACGACCUUUUGUUUGCAAUUGGAUGUUUUGUGGAAAACGUUUUACACGCUCUGAUGAACUACAGAGGCAUAAACGAACUCAUACAGGUGAGAAAAAAUUUGCAUGUGAAGAGUGUGGAAAAAAAUUCAUGAGAUCAGACCACCUCUCAAAACAUAAACGUACUCAUAACAAAAAAAUGGUUGUUGACGUUAAUGGACAAAUUGUUAGCGAAAUAGGGGAUGAACCAAAGUUCACAGUGGAAGAAGAUAAUGACAUGGUGCAUAUAAGUAUUGAAGGAAUGCAAGCCACAGAUCUAGAAUUUGCUGGAGAUGAAAAUGAAGAUGAUGUUGAAGAUGAAUCAGAAAGUCAAGAACUGUCUUUAGAAUUGGCCAAUCAGAAAGAUUGAGACAGACUUGGCAGUGAUAAGGAUUGUGAUUGGACAAAGGAUUGUCUUUUGAGUUCAACAAGUUAAAUACCUUGGCAGUGCUGAAACUGUUAAAUAGUUGAAAUUGAGGAUUGUGUAUAGAAUGGACCAAUCAGAAAGCACAAGACAGAUCUGAUUGUAAUGAGGCUUGCAGUUGGUUGAAAAUUUAGGAUUGUAUUCACAAGUAACCAGUCUGAAGGCUUGAGACAGACUGCCUUAGAUUUUGGAUAUAUUUUGUGACCAUGACAUUGUUCGGAAGAAGAAUCAUAGUGCAAUAAUAUUGACAAGUAUUGUAAAUCCAUGAAAAUGAAAAAAGAUAUUUAAGCUUUUAAAUUGAGGCUAUAGCUUAAAGCUUUAAGUGUGAGUUUUAUUUGUUUUAUUUGAAGUAAAAAGAAUGGGAAGAAGAGAGCUUUACCAUGAAGUUACAAUUACAGCUUUUUAGCUCACCUGUCACAAAGUGACAAGGUGAGCCUUUGUGAUCGCGCAGCGUCCGUUGUCCGUCCGUGCGUCCGUCAGUGCGUGCGUGCGUAAACUUUUGCUUGUGACCACUCUAGAGGUCACAUUUUUCAUGGGAUCUUUAUGAAAAUUGGUCAUAAUGUUCCCCUUGAUGAUAUCUAGGUCAGGUUCGAAACUGGGUCACGUGCGGUCAAAAACUAGGUCAGUAGGUCUAAAAAUAGAAAAACCUUGUGACCUCUCUAGAGGCCAUAUAUUUCACAAGAUCUUCAUGAAAAUUGGUCAGAAUGUUCACCUUGAUGAUAUCUAGGUCAAGUUCGAAACUGGGUCAUGUGGCAUCAAAAACUAGGUCAGUAGGUCAAAUAAUAGAAAAACAUUGUGACCUCUCUAAAGGCCAUAUUUUUCAUGGGAUCUGUAUGAAAGUUGGUCUGAAUGUUCAUCUUGAUGAUAUCUAGGUCAGGUUCGAAACUGGGUCACGUGCGGUCAAAAACUAGGUCAGUAGGUCUAAAAAUAGAAAAACCUUGUGACCUCUCUAGAGGCCAUACUUGUGAAUGGAUCUUCAUAAAAAUUGGUCAGAAUGUUCACCUUGAUGAUAUCUAGGUCAAGUUCGAAAUUGGGUCACGUGCGGUCAAAAAAUAGGUCAGUAGGUCUAAAAAUAGAAAAACCUUGUGACCUCUCUAGAGGCCAUAUAUUUCAUGAGAUCUUCAUGAAAAUUGGUCAGAAUGUUCACCUUGAUGAUAUGUAGGUCAAGUUCGAAAGUGGGUCAUGUGCCUUCGAAAACUAGGUCAGUAGGUCAAAUAAUAGAAAAACCUUGUGACCUCUCUAGAGGCCAUAUUUUUCAUGGGAUCUGUAUGAAAGUUGGUCUGAAUGUUCAUCUUGAUGAUAUCUAGAUCAAGUUCGAAAGUGGGUCACGUGCCAUAAAAAACUAGGUCAGUAGGUCAAAUAAUAGAAAAACAUUGUGACCUCUCUAGAGGCCAUAUUUUUCAUGGGAUCUGUAUGAAAGUUGGUCUAAAUGUUCAUCUUGAUGAUAUCUAGGUCAAGUUCGAAACAGGGUCAUGUGCUAUCAAAAACUAGGUCAGUAGGUCUAAAAAUAGAAAAACCUUGUGACCUCUCUAGAGGCCAUACUUGUGAAUGGAUCUCCAUAAAAAUUGGUCAGAAUGUUCAUCUUGAUGAUAUCUAGGUCAAGUUCGAAAGUGGGUCAUGUGCCAUCAAAAAGUAGGUCAGUAGGUCAAAUAAUGAAAAAACGUUGUGACCUCUCUAGAGGCCAUAUUUUUCAUGGGAUCUGUAUGAAAGUUGGUCUGAAUGUUUAUCUUGAUGAUAUAUAGGUCAAGUUUGAAACUGGGUCAACUGUGAUCAAAAACUAGGUCAGUAGGUCUUAAAAUAGAAAAACUUUGUGACCUCUCUAGAGGCCAUACCCUUGAAUGGAUCUUCAUGAAAAUUGGUCAGAAUGUUCACCUUGAUGAUAUCUAGGUCAAGUUUGAAACUGGGUCACGUGCCUUAAAAAGUAGGUCAGAAGGUCAAAUAAUAAAAAAACCUUGUGACCUCUCUAGAGGCCAUACUUUUCAUGGGAUCUGUAUGAAAGUUGGUCUGAAUGUUCAUCUUGAUGAUAUCUAGGUCAGGUUAGAAACUGGGUCAACUGCGGUCAAAAACUAGGUCAGUAGGUCUAAAAUUAGAAAAUCUUUUGACCUCUCUAGAGACCAUAUUUUUCAAUGGAUCUUCAUGAAAAUUGAUCUGAAUGUUCACCUUGAUGAUAUCUAGGUCUGUUUCGAAACUGGGUCACGUGCGGUCAAAAACUAGGCCAGUAGGUAUAAAAAUAGAAAAACCUUGUGACCUCUCUAGAGGCCGUAUUUUUCAUGAGAUCUUCACAAAUUUUAGUGAGAAUGUUCACCUUGAUGAUAUCUAGGUAAAGUUCAAAACAGAGUCACUUACCUUCGAAAACUAGGUCAAUAGGUCAAAUAAUAGAAAAACCUUGUGACCUCUCUAGAGACCAUAUUUUCCAAUGGAUCUUCAUGAAAAUUGGUCAGAAUUUUUAUCUUGAUAAUAUCUAGGUCAAGUUCAAAACUGGGUCACAUGAGCUCAAAAACUAGGUCACUAUGUCAAAUAAUAGAAAAAACGACGUCAUACUCAAAACUGGAUCAUGUGGGAAGAGGUGAGCGAUUCAGGACCAUCAUGGUCCUCUUGUUGUGACAGGUACUUAAACUGUCCCAAGUCCGGCAUUGAGUGUGAAAUUAAUUCAGUCCAGAUGAAUGCAAUAUCGCCUGUGCUGAAUAAUUUCAGGUCUUAAAUCUAUAUUUGAAAUGUUACAAAAUUGUAGAAUUUUAUGAUUAGUUUUGAAAGAAGAUUAAUGCUACUGCUACAUGUACGAGGAUUGAUCCAGAAGUAAUGUCACUGCGUCCAUUGCGCAUAUAUUCAUCGUUAUAUUAUUAUAGAAACUAUAUCAAGAUGUAAGCUAAUUCAAUUAUGAUUACACGGGUAAACAUUAUUCCUAGGGUUACUACGUCUCCCACCACACAGUGGUGUGGGAGACAUAUUGAUUUACUUCUGUCUGUCUGUCUGUGUGUCUGUGACAAAUCUUGUCCGCACUCAAGUCGAACAUUUCUCAUCCAAUCUUCAUAAAACUUGAACAAAAUGUGUUUGCCAAUAAUUCCUCGGCUAAGUUCGAUAAUUUGCCAAAUCGGCCAAGGCACUUCGGAAUUAUGGCCCUUGAAACUUGUUUUGAUAAUCAAAGCUCCGAAAGUCUGAUAAGGCAGUUGAGGUCUUGAUGCAUGGUUGACUCAUAUACUACUAUUCAGAUGAUUAGGCAGUUGUGGGAGACAUGCGCUUUUCUCAAAAGCAGCUCUAGUUUCAUUUGAAAUACAUGGAACUUCAUACUUCACCCCUGACGAAAUUUCGCUGCACACAAAAACAACAUUUCGUUCACAAACAGAAAGCAACUAAACAGAGACGGUCACCAAUUGGCAUUAAAAAACACCUCUUAUGAUAUGAAAUUAUAAUGAGGUGAAGUUAAGUCUUUCUGAAAUCAGCAGUGAAAACUAUAUAGUGACAUCCUUGCAGAUUAAUGUUCGCUGUGUAGUGCUAAGACUUGUUAUUGCUUAAUGACAAAAAUAUCAGUUACUUUUGUCAAUUACGUCUGGCGUUCAUUAUUACCAUGUUUUCUCGGCCUGUCAGUAUCUCGAUAAGUAAACAAUAAAUUUUCAAAAUAUUUUUUUUAAAAAUUGCAAAUAGAAUAAGGUACCUGUGAAGGAAUUUUUGUUGUUUUCUUUUCAUUAUACACAUUUUUAUGAAUCCAUUGGCAUUACUUUUGGAUCAGCCCUUGUAGUUGAGGGACAUACUUCCAGAAUGACACAGUGGUUCAGUGGUAAAACUGAUUGAAACCAGUCAUCAUGAGUUAAAUGCCCUGCUCAGCUAAAAUAACCCAACAUUGGGAUAAGAGUCAGAACUGUUUAUGGUUGCUUUACACCUGGCAGGCUAAAAAACCAAGGGAUCCUCUUGCGUUUUUUGUAUCUUGCACUACCUUCUUACUAAAAUUACUAACAGUCUUCAUUAAAAGCUACCAAUAAGAGUUACAAGUGGCGACUAUGAAUGAAGGUAAAUAUAUAUUACAGAAUAAUGUAAGAUUAAUUUUGGAACUGUUAAAAGUAAUUUCAUUUAUUAGCAACUGUAAACAGAAAGUUUUGUAAACAUUUACAUUUAGUUCUAGGCAGUGUUUGUAUGUAAAACACUUGUAAAGUUUGUUGAAAUGUUCUCUACUGCGUCAUUCACACAGUAAAAUGCAUGUGCAGUAGUUUUAACUUAGCUGCACUUAAUUAUAUGUAGCACACUCGCUAAACGGCAACAAAAAUAAUACUGUUUUAUGAGAUCUGAUACUUAAGAAAUGGUGCUAGGGAUUUUUCUAGACCUCGGUGAUAAAUGACCAUUUUGUGUCGGUUUGCCCUAAAACCCAACUCACUCACUCCAAAAAAGGCAGGGUGCUGCUAAAAAGGGGCAGGGUGCAUUUUGCAUGUUGCGCACCUUUAUCUACAAUAAUCAUAAGGUAGAUGUCCAUGGUUGUAAGUUAUGCAAUACAAUCUUUAUGCAGAACUUAACAGUUUAUGGUAUUUUAAAUCAAGAAGACUUGCAAAACAAAAUAAAUGCAAACAUAAAACAAACUGCAUGUAUUUAUUAAUGAUAAGCAUGUUAAAUAGACAACCAUUAUACAUUAAUUUACAACUUGCUGUAUGUUUUAAAAACUUCGAUAUUAUUAUGUAUGUUUAUAGGACUUCCCCUUUAAAGCUUACUAUGCUGAACACGUUUGGUUUUGCCUUUGCGACCAGUGUCCAUCCAUGCAGUCUGAUCAUGAUCUUCAUUGUUCGCUCUUCAGCCAGUAUCUUUUUGGUAAGCACCCCUUUUAACAGUUAAUGGUACUGUCCAAAUUGGACGAUGGACCAGUUCAUUAUAGAAAUUUAGCAGGAUAAGGGUUGAGGAAAAAGAUGAUGAUACUAGUUUAUGUCUCCCAUUGUAACUACACUGUAUAUAUAUAUAUAUACAUGUAUGUUAAAAUGAACCUGUCUCAUAGUGUUAGACAAUUACUGGAUUAUAAUUGGUAAAAGGUAUACUUUUAUAAAUCUAAUUAACUGAAGAUUAAUUAAGUGAUUUAUUUUAUGUUUUUAUUAUUUCUGAUAUGCAAUGUGUAAGAGAGAUUAAAUUGAUAUUUAUGUCUCCCACAUGUAGUGUCGUAAAUAUAUUGAUUAAGUGCUGUCUGUCAGUCUAUCCAUCUGUCAGUCGAUAGCCCUUUAUUUAUCAGAUUUUAUGAUGUUUUGGCCACUUCUCUUAUAUUAUUGAGCAUAUUUCCACCAAACCUUACACGAGUGAUUAGUGUCAAGCCUUAUUAUGCAUAUCUUCAGCAUUUUCCAGUUUGAUGAUUUUCAGCAGAGUUAUGGCCGUUUAUUAAUCAAGUUUUAUGAUGUUUUGGCCACUUCACUUACAUCAUUUUGGGGAUUUCCACCAGACAUUACAGGAGUGAUCAGUGCUAAGCCUUAGUAGAUAUUGUCAGAACACUCUGGUUCAGUGAUUUUCAGUAAAGUUAUAGCCCUUUAUUUGCCAUUGUUUACCCAAAUAUCACAAAAGUUAUCAUUGCCAAGGCUCUUUGUGCAUAUCAUCGGUAUGUGCCUGUUCACUGCUUUUUUUCGAUGUAAAUGAGAUGUAAAACUAAAAUUUGUAGUCCUGUUUGGCGUCAUAUAACCUAUACUGUGUUGGUGUGCCAUAAAACCCAAAUAAAUAGAUAAAUAAAUGUUCACUGCUUUCAGCACAGUUAUAGCUGGUUAUUGGUAGAAUUUUAUGAUGUUUUAGCCACUUUUCUUAUAUGAAAGGGCAGAUUCCCACCAAACCUUAAAGGAGUGAUCGGUGCCAAGUCUUACUAUGCAUAUUAUUGGCAUGUUCCAGUUCGAGACAUUGCCCUUAUUUGUCAAACUUUAUGAUAUUUUGGCAACUUCUCUUACACCGUUUGGCAGAUUUCCAUAAAAUCUUAGAGGGGUUAUCAGUGCCAUGCCUAUAGUUAUACAUAUCGGCAUGUUCUGGUUCAGUGAUUUUCAAGAGAGUUAUGGCCCUUGAUUUGGCAUAUUUUACAGUGUUUACAGUACUUGCUGUGUACAAUUAGGCUGAAUUUCACCAAACAUCCCCAGUGAUUAGUGUGGAGAGUAGUUGUGCAUAUUAUCAUCAUGUUCUGAUUAAAUGAUUUCCAGCAGAGACAUGAUCCUUGCUUGUCAAAUUCUUUAAUCUGUGCUACUUCUCCUAUACCACUGGUUGGAAUUCCACCAAACUUCACAGGAGUUACCACUGCUAAGCCUUGUUGAAUAUAUCAUUGGAAUGUGUUCCUGGGAGUUAUGGCCCAUAAUUUGAUGCAUUUUACAAUUUUUGCGUGGUAAGUGGUGGGAGGCAUACCAUUUUCAUGAAAGUUGUUUCAUAUUUUUGCCUUCAAAGAUUUUUUCGAAACUUUAUUAGAAAGUAGUCCCAGUAUGUGAUGCUAGUUACCUACACGGGCAUUCAGUAAUGUCUAAAUAAUGUCUUUAAAAGAUUUUAGUAUUUCUGACUGUAGAACUUCAAACACUAUGAUUGUUUUAAUAUAGAAAAGAGACAAUCCUUUCUCUAGUUUUAUUAUUUUGUAAAACUUACUUUAUACCUUUUCCGGACCAUUUGCCAGUAUCUGAAACUAAAAGAAAAUCUCCAACUAAUAUUAAUUAUACAGUAUUCAAUAUUCAGUGGUAAAAUGAACAACUUGAUUAUAAUCAAAAUAUAAUGCAAUAACAGUCAUAAAGAGUGAUACAAAAAAAGAAUUUGUUUUUUUUAAUAUCCUUAUAUAGUUUUUCUUGAUAGUCAAUAAUCGAAAUUUAUUUGUUUUACUUUCCAUGUUAAAGUUAGGUAUUGUUGAACCUUAGAAGUUAAAUUUUUAUGAUUUUGCUAUAGCUUGCUAUGUAAUCUUUAUUUUGUCUUAUGGAGUGCAGAUGCCAUUAAAUUAUGUAAAAACAGUCAUUUUAAGUUACACCAAGUUACAUGAAUUUGAAGAUCAAGUUCAAAUUCAAACCUGUAAUUCAAAUUUAAAUUCCAGUUUAUAAAUUGCAAUUAAUUUUAAACUGAAAAUGUUAAGUGUUGACUGAGCACAACAGGGUAAGUAAUUGUGUUUCUUUUACAUCAUUAAAGCGUUAUGUGAUUAUCUAAAACUAGCUUGUGAUUGUUUGCAAUAAUAUUAAAUGAGCCGCACCAUGAGAAAACCAACAUAGUGGCUUUGCGACCAGCAGGAUCCAUGCUGUUCGCUUUUAAAUCCUACUACAAUCAGAGAAACCGUUAGCGAACAGCAUGGAUCCUGACCAGACUGCGCGGAUGCGCAGGCUGGUCUGGUUCCAUGCUGGUCGCAAAGCCACUAUGUUGGUUUACUUAUGGCGCGGCUCAAAUACUGAAAUCAUGUUGAUGUUACAGUAUUGUGUACUUGAAAAUUGAUUGCAGAGAAACAAGGUAUGCUGCUCUGUUUUCUAUAUGGCGCCAAAUAGUACACCUUGAUCUGGCAUUUAGUUUUUGAAAUAUCUUAAUUCACUUACAGCUUAAUUGACUGAAGCCAGUCCUAUCUUCUUAAAUAAUACAUCAAUUUUACAUCAAUUUCUUUUUAGAAGUAGAUUUUAUUGUUGAGUGUAAUAAAAGAAGUGUUAAGAAUUUUUAUUUUCUAGAGGUACCAAUAAGUUCGAACUUUGUAUUUUCUAGAGUUAGCAGUAAAUUCAUGUCCAGUCUGCCUGGUUUACAGAAUACAUUUGAAGAAGUUUUUUUUUUUCAAAUAUCCCUAUAGUUUGUUCUUGAUAGUCUGUAGUUGAAAUUCAUUUAUUUUACUUUGCUUUGGUAAAUUUAGGUAUUGUUGAACUUUAGAAGCUGAAAUAAUUAUGAUUUUGCUUUAGCUUGCUAUUCAAUCAUUAUUGUGUAUCUUAUGGAAUACAGAUGCCAUUAAUUUAUGUAAAAACAGUCAUUUUCAGAAGUUAAACCAAGUUUACAUGAAUUUGAAGAUCAAAUUCAAACUUGUAACUCAAAUUUAAAUUCCAGUUUAUAAAUUGUCAUUAAUCUUAAACUGAAAAAUAUUAACUGUGCCAUGAGAAAACCAACAUAAUGCACUAUGUUGGUUUUCUCAUGGUGCCGCUCAAAUGUUUAGAGCUGAUUAAGCACAAUAGUGUAAGGAAUUGUGUUUCUUUUACAUCAUUAAAGCAUUAUGUGAUUAUCUUAAGCUAGCUAGCAAUAACAUUGAAUGAGCCACACCAUGAGAAAACCAACAUAGUGCAUUUGCGAUCAGCAUGGAUCAAGACCAGCCUGCGCAUCUGCACAGGCUGGUCUGGAUCCAUGCUGGUCGCAAAUGCACUAUGUUGGUUUUCUCAUGGUGCGGCUCAAAUACUGAAAUCAUUUUGAUGUUACAGUAUUCUGUAUUUGAAAAUUGAUUGCAGAGAAAUGAAGUAUGCUGCUGUUUUCUAUAUGGCGCCAAAUAGUACACCUUGAUCUGGAAUUUAGUUUUUGAAAUAUUUAAUUCACCUACAGUUAAUUGACUGAAGUCAGUCCUGUAUUCAUAAAUAAUACAUCAAUUUUACAUCAGUUUCUUUUUAGAAGUAGAUUUCAUAGUGGAAUGAAACAAAAGAAGUGUUCGAAUUUUUUUUUAUUUUCUAGAGGUACCAAUAAGUUAGAACUUUGUAUUUUCUAGAGUUAGCAGUAAAUUCAUGUCCAGUUUGCCUGGUUUGCAGAUAUAUAUCUAAUUGUGGACAUUAAAAUAGCAUUUCAAUUCAUGCCAGUUUCCAUGUCAUACAUUUUUUGCUUCAUGAUUGCAAUACAAGCGUACAAAUACCAUUGUCUAUAUGAAGCCUUGCUAUUGGUCAAUUUCAAAAUGUUGCUUAGAAUCAACCAAUUGUAUGCUAAAUUCUUAGCUCAUACUUCAAAGAAUAGUGAGAGCUUUUAGUAGCUGUCACCCUGAAAACCAUAGCCUUAGUUUUGCAUAUAAGGUCAUAUCUCAGUAACCAUGACAUGUACUGGAUUGAAACUUCGCACAAGGCUUUCCAAUAACUUUUGGUUAAAUUUAAUGUUAGUUAUGGACCUUCUUUAGCUGAGAAAAUUUGGUUAAAGUUUUGCAGGCAACUAACUGUCAAAUAGUGUCCAAGAAACAGAAUGAUAUAUAUAGUGAAAUUUCAAAAAAUGCUUUCAAGUCAUCAAAGGUACUUACAUAACCAAGGUAGGUAACUUUUGGUUAAAUAUAAUGUGAACUAUAGUGCAUUGCGAAGUUUUUGCUUACAAGGUCCUAUCUUAGCAACCUUAGCAUGUAUUGUAUUUAAGCUGACUUCCAGUCAACAGACCUACUGAAAUGGCAAAGUUAGAUUUAGUAUAAAUUUUGGCCCUUUUUUGACUAAGAAAAUUUGGUUAAAGUUUUGCCUUCAACUAACUAUUAAGCUGUAUCAACUUUUCAUACUGGACUAAAACUUCAUACAUGGCAUUCUCAUCAAUUAUACUUUGAUAAGUUUGAUAAUUCUUGGUUUAAAUCAAUUCAAAUUAAGGCCCUUGUUUGAGUUAGAAAUUUGGUCAAAGAUUUGCAUUCAUUUUAGUAUCAUUGCCAUUAUAAACAUUUAAUUUGUAACUUGGCCUCCAAACUACAUUUUUGUACCCCCCGACAACAAAGUUGUAAGGGGAGGUAUACUGGUUUCAGGUUGUCUGUCUGUCUGUCUGUCCGUCUGUCCGUCCGUCUGUCCGUAGACGCAAUCUUGUGCGCACCAUCUCUCCUUAUCCCCUUGACAGAAUUUAAUGAAACUUCACACAAGUGAUCAGUACCAACAGUAGUUGUGCAUGGGGCAUGUUAGGUUCUUUUAGAAAAAAAAUUUGCAGAGUUAUGGGACUUUGUUUUUUUGUUACUAUACUAUAUACAUAGACACAAUCUUGUGCGCACCAUCUCUCCUCAUCCCCUUGACACAAUUUAAUGAAACUUCACACAAGUGAUCAGUACCAACAGUAGUUGUGCAUGGGGCAGGUUAGGUUCUUUUAGAAAAAAAUUUGCAGAGUUAUGGGACUUUGUUUUUUGUUACUAUACUAUAUACAUAGACACAAUCUUGUGCGCACCAUCUCUCCUCAUCCCCUUGACACAAUUUAAUGAAACUUCACACAAGUGAUCAGUACCAACAGUAGUUGUGCAUGGGGCAUGUUAGGUUCUUUUAGAAAAAAAAUUUGCAGAGUUAUGGGACUUUGUUUUUUGUUACUAUACUAUAUACAUAGACACAAUCUUGUGCGCACCAUCUCUCCUCAUCCCCUUGACACAAUUUAAUGAAACUUCACACAAGUGAUCAGUAACAACAGUAGUUGUGCAUGGGGCAUGUUAGGUUCUUUCAGAAAAAAAAAAAUGCAGAGUUAUGGGACUUUGUUUUUUUGUUACUAUACUAUAUACAUAGACACAAUCUUGUGCGCACCAUCUCUCCUCAUCCCCUUGACACAAUUUAAUGAAACUUCACACAAGUGAUCAGUAACAACAGUAGUUCUGCAUGGGGCAUGUUAGGUUCUUUCAGCGACAAAAAUUGCAGAGUUAUGGGACUUUGUUUCUUGUUAACAUACUAUGUACAUACAGUCUGCAUAUGCAAUCUUGUGCGUGCCUAAUCUACCAAACCCUUACACACAAUUUAAUGAAACUUCACACAAGUGAUCAGUAUCGACCCUAGUUGUGCAUGGUGCAUGUUACAUUCUUUUAGAUAAAUAUUCUGCAUAGUUAUGGGACUUUGUUUUUUGUUACUAUACUGUAUACAUACAGUCUAUAUACAUACAGUCCACAUAAUUAUGCAAUCUUGUGUGCGUCAAAUUGCAAUGUACUGUGUCAGUGCAUGCAGGGGGUACAUUCAUCACCUUUAGUGAUAGCUCUAGUUAUGUAAGAACCCUGCUUGUGCAUUUCAUGGCAAUUCAUUAAGAGUACCAAUUCAAACAUCUAUAUUUUACUAAUGUAAGCUUACCAGGUGUUCUGAUAAAUCUCAUAUUGUACUGGUUGAUAUUUCUUCAUAAAACAAAUUUUGUUAAAUGUUUGUAAAACUUUAAACUUGUGAAUUUGAUCUCUCAUUGUUGAUAGUAUAUAAAAACUGAUUUAAAAACUG